UUUCUUUUGAAAAAACAAACCAAAACACUAUUUGAUACCAUAUAUAGUAUAAUAUAUAGAUAUAUAAGUUGUAUAUAAUAUUCUGUAUUCUUAAUGGACUUCUUAGGGGCGUUCAAGUUAUACGACGUGGACAAUGACGGAUAUAUAACGAGGGAAGAGAUGUAUAAUAUAGUGGACGCUAUCUAUCAAAUGCUGGGAAACCAGGCGAAGAUCGCUGAGGACGACGAGGAGAACCCGAAGGAGAGAGUCGACAGAAUAUUUGAACAGUUGGAUAAAAAUCAGGACAACAAACUAACUCUGGAGGAGUUCAAAGAGGGCUCCAAACAGGACCCGAAGAUAGUGCAGGCAUUGUCUCUCUACGCGCCGUAGAGUUGUUGUUGUUAUGGACGCACGGAAUCAACACAUGUAUUGCCAUCGAAAGGGAACUAUAGAUCAAUAAAUAUAUCCAACGCUUUACUACUAUAUCAUCAGAGAAGACA
Oppiella nova is the source of this 479-nucleotide messenger RNA. The record is from the annotation of a GenBank genome assembly. NCBI's taxonomy places the organism in Eukaryota, Metazoa, Arthropoda, Arachnida, Sarcoptiformes, Oppiidae.